Hypoxylon trugodes is the source of this 1460-nucleotide messenger RNA. Its product is annotated as BAR domain-containing protein. The transcript is spliced from 5 exons. Gene Ontology annotation, molecular function: lipid binding; protein binding. The coding region runs from base 270 to 1055 and encodes 261 amino acids. The record is from RefSeq and is a predicted model, not a curated record. Lineage: Eukaryota; Fungi; Ascomycota; Sordariomycetes; Xylariales; Hypoxylaceae. Gene Ontology annotation, cellular component: medial cortex; mating projection tip; actin cortical patch. Gene Ontology annotation, biological process: actin filament organization; endocytosis; actin cortical patch localization.
AUUUCACUUGGCUCAGCCACUUUUUCUUGCCUGUGUUGUCUGCCUGUGACCAAUCCGUCGCCGACAAUAAUUCCUGAAUCACCCAAGAAAAAACACGACUUUAAUCCUCCAAUCCUCUUCUUCAUUUUUAAUACAAGUAAAACACCAAUUCCUGCGUCAUUCCCAAUUUAUGUGUCCUCACUUUGCGAAACCAUUGUUUUCAAUUCACACGAUACCCGAUUAUUCGACUAUACCCAUUUUACAGAGCGAAACAAGAAAACAUCGCGAAAAUGUCGUGGGCAGGAUUCAAGAAGAACGUCAAUCGCGCGACGACGCAGGUUAUGAUGAAGACGGGCCAUGUCGAAAAGACGAACGACCGCGAUUACGAAGUCGAGGAGAGACGAUUCCGAACUAUGGAGGCUGCUUCGCUACGACUCCAAAAGGAAGCAAGAGGAUAUCUAGAUUCGAUACGAGCCAUGACAGCAUCUCAGAUGCGCAUAGCCGAGACGAUAGAUGCUUUCUACGGCGAUGCGGGUGCUAACGAUGGUGUCAGUCGAAGCUACAAGCAGGCCGUGGAAGAUCUAGAUACCGAGACAAUUAAAGCGCUAGAUGGUCCCUAUAGAACGACAGUAUUGGAACCUAUCACCAAAUUCUGCGCAUACUUCCCUGAUGUCAACGAAUGUAUCAAGAAGCGUGGUCACAAAUUACUAGAUUACGAUGCGCUACGAGCCCGAGUCAAGAAGCUAGCUGAGAAGCCCGACAAGGAUGUAACGAAGCUCCCGCGCACGGAGAAAGAGAUGGAGAUAGCAAAAGCCGCCUAUGAACAACUCAACGAACAACUAUCCUCCGAACUACCCCAACUAAUUGAUCUCCGAGUGCCGUAUCUCGACCCUAGCUUCGAAGCCCUCGUCAAGAUUCAACUCCGAUUCUGCGCCGAAGCUUACAGCAGAAUGGCCCAAGUUCAGCAAUACCUAGACGCGGAUACUAGGGAUCAAUAUGCGCAGGGACAACUGGACUCAAGGGUUGAACAGGUUCUGCAAGAGAUUCGGGAACUUAGCAUUAGCGGGACGGUAUAAAAGGAUUGCGAUUGAGUUUGAGCAUGAAAACGCGGAGUUGAGGCUUCUAUUUCUCUACUAGGCGUGGUACGGUCUGGGUUGGCAUUUUCGUAGGUAGAUACCUACUUUGGAACAAAUCCCUUCGUGAUUCACGGGUCGCGUUAGAUACCGAUAGGGAUUAUGGUCUUUCGAAUAGAAAUUGCGUAUAUUUGAAAGUACUGACUAGCAUUGUAUUCCAUCAAGGCUGCACUGUCCAUACCAAAUGGCCAGACAUAUUUUACCCUAUCCCAUUAUACAUAUCUACCUGUAUGUAUUCUCGCUUAGAUCUGUAAAAUGCAGCUGCUAUAUUACGUAAGAUGGCUGAGAUGUAGACGGGAACCUGGCCAAAUACCCCGCGUAGCCCAAUCAUUCCUUCACACUUCUACG